AUACAGUGUUGAGACUGACAGUGUUGUGUGCCUAUGUCUGAACAAGAGAGGGAGGAUAUGCAGUGUGGAGAAUUCAUGUGCUGGAAGGAGAUUUAAGUGGAGAGAGAGCGAGUAGAGCAGCAGAGAAGGGACUGGAGCGAGAGUGAAAGCAGAAGACUGAGAGAGAAACAGACAAAAGGAAGAGAGAAGCAGAGAGCAUCAGAGACGAGUCUGCUUCCAGCACCCGCCUGUCGGAUCUCCCUAAACAGAGCUUUAGGGCUGCUGUUGCUGACUUGCGAGAGGAUCCUCCCGGAGCACACACCAGAGUUCCAGCACUGUCACACACGAAUGAAGGUCUGACCAGUUUCACUCUGGACCUGACACAACACCCAUGAAACCCUGCCAACACUGGCAUAUCUUCUCAUUAAGAUGGGAAAUGCCUCUGAAAUAUUUCUGUUCGUGUCCAGAAUAUCGAAAGACAAUGACUUCAUCAUGGGAACACUCUACACGAUUUUUGGUGUAUUGUCCAUUCUGGGGAAUGGGAUCCUGCUGUUUGUGGCCUAUAGAAAGAAGUCCUCCCUAAAGCCAGCAGAGUUCUUUGUCGUAAAUCUGGCAAUCAGUGAUUUAAGCAUGACUACAACUCUUUUUCCACUGGCCAUUCCUUCAGCCUAUGCUCACAUGUGGUUAUUCAACCUGACAACAUGCACUGCAUAUGCCUUUUGUGGUGUUCUGUUUGGCCUCUGUAGUCUGUCCAACCUCACUGUGCUCUCUUGUGUUUGCUGGCUCAAGGUCUGCUGUCCAAACUAUGGUAACAAAUUCUCCUACUGCCAUGCCUACCUGCUCGUCGCAGGCAUCUGGUGCUACGCUGGAGUGUUUGCCGUGGGUCCACUGUCAGGUUGGGGAGAGUAUGGGGCUGAACCUUAUGGAACAGCAUGCUGCAUCAACUGGCAUGCUCCCAACUACAGUUCGGCAGCCAUGAGCUACAUCAUUUGUCUCUUCUUCUUCUGCUACAUUGUACCCUGCACUGUGAUUUUUCUGUCCUACACCUUCAUUUUGGUGACUGUGCGAGGCUCUCGGCAGGCUGUGCAGCAACAUAUGUCUCCGCAGAACAAGAUUACCAAUGCACACACACUUAUUGUCAAGCUCUCUGUGGCAGUUUGCAUCGGUUUCCUGACAGCAUGGAGUCCAUAUGCAAUUGUUUCCAUGUGGGCAGCAUUUGGUCACUCAACAGAUGUACCACCAAUGGCAUUUGCUCUGGCAGCCAUUUUUGCCAAAUCCUCCACUCUUUACAAUCCCAUCGUUUAUCUGGUCUUUAAACCCAACUUCCGCAUGUCAUUGUGUCGGGAUGUAGCUCACUGUAGAAACACUUUCUGUAGAUUUAUUUGUCAACACAGCUCUACACGGAAGGGUACUUGCAGGCAAUCUCAUCAUAAUGAUGAAUGCAAUUCUACAAGGUUGUCCAAUGGGCUACCAGAGAACCAUCGGACCUGCAGACACUGUCCUUGCACUGAAAUGGUCACCGGUGCCAAGGAAAACUUCACAGAUGACAGCCCUCAGCAGACUGCAAGAAUACUUAAAGGAUCUGUGCUCACCGAGGUUGCUGUCAGUCAACUCUCCAAUGAGCUACAGAGUGACUUUCUCUAAAGUGAGAAGCUGCCAAAAGAUAGCUGCAAGGACAAAAGAUACAAAAGACUAAUUGCAUUCAAGGAAUUGUCAAAGGAUGAAGACUUAUUUACAGAUAAAAAAUAUGUUAUGGAUUUAGAGUCAGAACUUGUUUUAUGCCUCAAAUGUUUAAUACUGCCAAAAAAAAUAAACUAAAAAAGAAAUGAAAAGAUGAUCAUGCAGUAUGAUGCAAAAUACAGGAAACUAAGCAAACCAACCUAUACAGAGUUAAUAAUUUCUUUGUAAGGUUUGUCAGGUCAACUCAACAAACAGCAACUAUUUUAUUGCUCUGAACAAUCAGCACCAAGGAAACAAGACUGAAGCAAAAUCAAUUUACGCUGGAUUAAGGGGGAGGAACUGAUACAAAAACUUCUACUCCCUAAUCAACCCUUUAUGUGUUUUUACAAGUACUGUACUUUAUGAGAUAUUUGUAUUUAUUUAUGCAUGCCUCAAACUGAAGGACAACAGGGUUGCUGCUUUUGUCUAUCAUGAAAUGAGUAUGUCCUUUAUUGCUAUGCGAGAACAUUUUAAAGCCCUAAUUAACAUAAGCUUCUACAAUUUGUUUAAACUUGAAUUUUGUCUUUUAAAAGUACAUUCAUUGAAGAGACAAUAGAGAAAUUAUGAAAAGUACGAGUUGAGAAAGCAUAUUGCCUAUAUAGAAAUUAACGUUUGAUUAAGAGAAUAGCCUUGGUGAUCGAAAUGACUCUAGAACAAAUUACAUGAAUAGUUUGUUGAGCAGCUCCUAUGGACCAAGAUAUGAACAAUUUCUCUCUGUUUCAUAGAAAAGUUUAUUCUUCUUUUGCAGCUUUUUUGUUUUUCCUUUUACUUAUUACAAUUGUUGAUAUAUUAUCUGAUUUUCUGAGACAAAAUCAAAACAAAAAUGCACAAUCAACAAAUUAUCAAAGUAGUAGUUGUCUCAUUCAAAAAAGAAAAAUGUUGGUAAUUAGUGUGAUAACUCAAUUCUGCUAUCCUUUUCCUUUUUGUAGUUGCAGAAAUUUUUUAAACGGAUGGAGUUUCAAGCAUCUAAAAUUUGUACCCAAAGAUAAUCCAGACUGGGUGAUGUUCAAAAUUCUUAUUUUGAAGUCUUGCUUGCUAGUUUUAUUGAUUGCCCCAAUCAGACAGGGAGGUCUUAGGUAUGAGAUGGUACCUUAGAAUAGAAAUGUUGGUUUGCCUCUGAUUAAGAAAGAGAUGUUAAAGAUAAUCAUAUAAAUUCCUAUUUUUAUUAGAGUAUGACCAAUUUAUUAUAACUUCAGACAUCGAAAAAUUAUGAAAAAAUACAAUUUCCCAAUAUUCUAACAUUAAGCCAGUUAAAAAUCAUGUAAGUAAUCCUAGCUGAGCUAAAUCAGCAAAUUAUAAAAUUAUUUUUUAUAUUAGGCGUGACAAAACAGUAAUGUCUCUUUAUGGUCCAAGUAAACUUUUCUUUUCAAAUAUAAAAAAAUUCAGAGUUGACCAAAACUGUGGAGGUGAAGGUUUUUUUUCCUUCUCUGAUUUAUCUUUGAAAAAGAAACAUCCAACUUUGGAAAUACAGACUGACAAAUGGAGUGCUGGCAUUCCUGCUGGAUAGAGUGUGAAUUAUUGUCACAUGGAAACAUUAGUCCCCUGGACACAAUUUCAACAGAACCUUUACUAUACCUCAAUCAUAUAAAACUUUUUUCUUCAUCAGUAUUGUCAAAUCAUAUUCUUUUUCAAUGUCUUCUUGUUUGCACCAUAACCUGUAUUUCAUAAUUUUGCUUUGUAAUUACUCAUACUGUCAUAUUUUUAUUCAAUAAAACAUGAGGUAGUUUGAUACACUCAUUGACAUCUGUUCCAAAACUAUCAUCUAAGGCAAAAAGCUCAUACAGUUUUUACCUGAAUGAGUCUAUAUAUAUAU
Cyprinodon tularosa is the source of this 3511-nucleotide messenger RNA. RefSeq names its product opsin 7, group member b (gene opn7b). The transcript has 6 exons. Gene Ontology annotation, cellular component: membrane. NCBI's taxonomy places the organism in Eukaryota, Metazoa, Chordata, Actinopteri, Cyprinodontiformes, Cyprinodontidae. Gene Ontology annotation, molecular function: G protein-coupled receptor activity. The record is from RefSeq and is a predicted model, not a curated record. Bases 409 to 1623 code for a protein of 404 amino acids. Gene Ontology annotation, biological process: G protein-coupled receptor signaling pathway; visual perception.